GCAGAUCCUUGGCUCCAAGGGUGAAUCCCUCUGGUAGAAUGGCGCGCUUCACCGUCUGGGACUAUGUGGUAUUUGCGGCCAUGCUGCUGAUCUCAGCCGUCAUUGGGGUCUACUACGCCUUCGUGGGAGGGGGGCAGAAGACAUCAAAGGACUUCCUCACGGCAGGCCGCAGCAUGAGUGCCCUCCCGGUUGCACUGUCCCUCACUGCCAGCUUCAUGUCAGCCGUCACCGUGCUGGGCACCCCUGCCGAAAUCUAUCGCUAUGGUGCCAUCUUCUGCGUCUUUGCCAUCACCUACUGCCUGGUGGUGCUGUGCAGUGCCGAGAUCUUCCUGCCCGUCUUCUACAGGCUGGGCAUUACCAGCACCUAUGAGUAUUUAGAACUUCGAUUUAAUAAAUAUCUACGCCUCUGUGGAACGGUCCUCUUCAUUAUACAAACGACUUUAUACACUGGUAUUGUCAUUUAUGCUCCAGCUUUAGCACUAAAUCAAGUCACUGGUUUCGACUUGUGGGGUGCAGUGGUGGCGACUGGCGUGGUCUGCACUUUCUACUGCACGCUGGGCGGUCUGAAGGCAGUGGUGUGGACAGACGUUUUCCAGGUUGGAAUCAUGGUUGCUGGAUUUUCAUCUGUGAUUAUACGAGCUGUGGUGGUUCAGGAGGGAAUUGGACGCAUUGUAAAUGAUUCCUACCAUGGUGGAAGAUUAAACUUCUGGGACUUUGAUCCCAAUCCUUUGCAAAGGCACACCUUCUGGACAAUUGUUAUAGGUGGGACUUUCACGUGGACAGGUAUAUAUGGGGUCAACCAGUCUCAAGUCCAGAGAUACAUUGCAUGCAAAAGCAGAUUCCACGCAAAAUUGUCCCUCUACAUCAACCUGUUGGGACUCUGGGCAAUAAUGGCCUGUGCCGCACUGUGUGGGCUGGCCCUCUACUCCAUCUACAAAGACUGUGACCCAUGGACAGCCAAGCAGGUGUCGGCACUCGACCAGCUAAUGCCAUACCUGGUGCUGGAUAUCCUGCGCGAUUUUCCAGGAGUGCCGGGGCUUUUUGUGGCUAGUGCCUACAGUGGGACAUUAAGUACGGUGUCCUCCAGCAUCAAUGCUCUGGCUGCCGUGACUGUUGAAGACCUCAUCAAGCCCUACUUCAGAUCGCUCUCUGAAAAGAAGUUGUCAUGGAUUUCCAUGGGGAUGAGCCUGUUUUACGGUGGAGUCUGCAUUGCUAUGGCUGCGGUGGCAUCUCUCCUGGGAGCCUUGUUGCAGGCAGCACUCAGCAUUUUUGGCAUGGUCGGUGGCCCCCUUUUAGGAUUGUUUGCCUUGGGAAUCCUCUGCUCCUUUGCAAAUGGAAUUGGUGCAUUUGUGGGUCUUGUCAGUGGCUUCGCUAUUUCACUUUGGGUCGGAAUUGGAUCUCAGAUUUAUCCUCCACUCCCAGAGAGGACCAAGCCACUAUAUCUCUCAACUGCAGGCUGUAAUAUAUCUUCAGGAAAUAUAACAUCAACAGAAAUUCCAUUAACAACAAUAUUCAGCACACCAACUGCAGAGAGGCCUGCCCUGGCAGACAACUGGUAUUCCUUGUCUUACCUCUACUUCAGCACACUUGGGACACUUAUCACAGUAGUUGUGGGAAUAAUUAUCAGCCUCCUAACAGGAGGACUAAAGCAGAACACAGAUCGUAAAUUCCUGCUGACCAAGGAAGAUUUCCUGUCCAACUUCUCCAUAUAUAAUUCAGAGACACCAGAGAAUGUGGAAGUGUUGAACUGUAAACCAUUUACCAUGGCAGACGAAGGAACUGAUAAUCCUGCUUUCAGCCACAUUGAAAUGGAUGUUGCAAGUGAUAAGAACAAAGUCAAUGGUCUUCAUAUGUGACACAAGGCAACGUCAGCCCACGAAGACAGUUUUCCUCAUGCAAAGCACUGUUGACAUUCCUGUUCUGGGUCGGUUACCAGCUCUGCUUGGGUCAUGGGCAGGCAUCUGCAGAGCUUUGUGGCACCGUUGCCCUGGUAUGACCUUGACAUUAGUCAAGAAAGGAAUCAGGUCUUUCUUGUACUUCCUCACUCUCUCACUCUGGAUCUUGGUGACAGGGUUUAAGGCAAUGUUUCUAUGUGAAAUAUUUGCCAGAUAUUCUUGAGCCUCCUGGAAAAUACCUGCUUUCAAUCUCAUUUCACCCUCAGAGUAAAUUUUUUGUUUGGGAAGAGUACUAUUCCCCCAGACAUGGCUGUUUUUCUGGUUUGUGUUUUUCUUUUGUCUUUUAAGGCAUUGAAAGUAUUAAGAGAUUAGGGUUGUGGGACUAUCAGAUUGCAGGAAACAAGUGUUCUUUUUUUUUGGUACGGGAGCUGUAUUUAAUGCCAUCUGGUUACUUUGUAGAACUGAUCCUGAGAGUGUAUUUAUUUUGCUGGUUUCAUCAUCUGUUUGUUUUUAUUAAGCCACUUGUUCCUUGGUUACCUGCAUCUCCUCCUCUGUGCUCACUGCUGGAAGAUACAAUAGUGACUUUGUUGAUGGGUAGAGGCAAGAGUCAGUACUGUCGUCCCCUUCACAGUCCAUCUCCCUCUUCUGCCCUAUCUUGCCCUUACAGAGCUUGUGCUUAUGAAGGAAAUGAGUUAUUGGGAUUUUUAUUCAAUACGGUAGAGUAGAACCACUGUAUUCUUCUACUUCAUGCCCAAUGUGCCAUCCUAGGAUUGCUCUUGCUCUGGACUGGGCAUAGUGUGGCAGAGAUGUUAAUAAAGAAGAGGGCCCUUUUGGCUGUACUGGACAAGAGGGAAGGCUGCAUCUGCGGUUGCCACUGCUGUUAUCUCCAGAACUGUGAGCUGAAACUUCACGUACUCAUUUGUAUUCAGGCAGUCCUUGUAUCUCUGGGGAUUCACGUUCAAGGUCGGUUCAGGCAAGAGCACGCUGUGUGUUUUGGCAGGCAGGCAAAGCCAUCUGCAGGACAGGGGAGGGAUCACAGAGGAUGUCAUUUGGUGAAGGCUUCUCCAGGGCUGCAGGCCAUGGAAUGGCUUGUGAUCUGGUUGGACUGCCAAGAGAAGCUGAACAGCUUCUGUGCACAGACCCUGCACUGUGCUGGUGUUUUGGGAGGGUGAAAGCCCCCACUACUUCCUUCUCCUGCACACUCUUUGGUACAGCAGGGAAUAGAUUCUGACCCACUGUGUUGGUUUUGUACUUCAGACUUUUACUAUGGGUACACAAGAAUGUUUAAAACUUCUCUACAUCAGCAGAAUCAAGUUGGAAAAUAAAAGCCAUUGUGGGAAAGUUGAGCAGUCAUGCUUGAGAAUCAAGUGAAAAACUGAUAACUGAUGGCAUGUCUUAAAUGCUUUCUAAAAGUUAUGCUGCAUUUGUGCCAAGUACUGAACUGCUUUAACUUGGAAUAUGAUGCAGUGCUAGCUUAUCUACCUUGACUGGGACCCUUUAGCAUCUAAAUCAAAUUUUUUCUGUGCCCCUGUGACAGAGGGCAUUUUAUGAUCUACUGCGUAAGAUGAACUAUCAGGAUCAGAAAAUAUGAGGAUGAAAAAAUGGGCUCCAAGGACCAGACCUCUACUAGAGGAGAACAGGGCACUGUGUGGAUGUCACCAAGGACAUGACUCCCUUGGCUAACCCAGCACAAAACUAUGAGACUGGGGCAGGUUUCCCCUUUGCCUCCUGAAGCACUGGUUUGCAUGAUCUAAUCCAGAGUUUAGGACCCUUGUCUCACAUUCCUCUGCUGCAGCUCUGUGUUCAGGUCAUUGCCUAAAGCUGCUGUGUGGAAGGGGUAUGAGUGAAGAGAUACAUCUCAUGAGUUAUGUCUUGUGUCCCUAUAUCUAGGAUCUGAGACAAACAAUAGCUUCCUGAAUAAAGUGUCCUGAGAUUCGCGACAGGAAUCUCUCUGUUCUGAGACUAUCCUAGUCACUCUGAGACAAUUAGCCCAUUGACUGAAUGAGCUGGAUAUGCUUCUAGAGUCUCAGAAGAUAACUGCCUUAUCUUGUUCAGCCUUGUACCUUGUCUUCAUGACAGAGAAAUAGAUAUGGCAUUCUGUGGUACGGAAUAGUUCUUGAGCCUUGGAAUAUAAAAAUUUUUAUUUACCAGGUACUUUCAGCCCACAGAUCUGAAAAAGGGUAAGUACUGGUAUCUCCAUGCUGUUGCAGAGUGCCGAAGUGGACCAGUGUGCCUCUUGUGUACCUGUGCUUUGUGAGAGAGAGUAAAGCUGUGAACAGAGAACAGAAGCCUGCAGCAAGCACUUGACCUGUGUGCCUGCUGGUAUGGCAACAGCCUUCCCAACACAGAUGCUGAAUUCCCAUCUGAAUAUGCUUCUCCUGAGGCUGACUGGUCACUCCCGUGUUAAACAGCAUCAGCAUGUCCUUUCUGCACCACUCUGUGCUGAGAUCACUGUGCUGUAGUUGAUGCUGCCUUAAGCUAUCUUAGAUCAUCUGUAACUUCUACCUGUUUUGUUCAUGAAGACUAAUCUUCCUGGUUAUCAUAGUUAAAAAAUGUAGCAACAUAGAGUUUUCUUCUCAGUGUUUCCAUACUUGUUUAAAAGUUCCCAUACUUGUUUAUAAAAGAGAAAACACAUAAAUUACCAUCUUACCUCCCCUUUGUUGCUUGAAGUCACUAUUUGAGCACUGAGCAGUCAUUUAACUCUAAUUUUGGUAUUAAGUGAAAGUUUGGGCUAGGUAGUAUCUAUCAGUCCACAAUCAUAACAUAAAGAUAAGUUUUCACUGGGAAGAAUAUCUUGCUGUAAGUGGUUUAGAGACAAACAUCCUUAAGCUUUGCAGAUGACCUCUGCAACUACUCUGUUUCUUGCUAACUAAUCUCCCAUGACUGCUGCAGAGCUACAAAGUGACUCUGCUUUAAUUUUUUUCUAUCUGCUUCUUGUUUUAAUUGGCAUCAUUCAUUAAAGCAAUUCAUUAAUUUUGAAUAGUAUUUUCUCUGGGAUCAUAUACUGUCCUCUGCUAGCUGGACUCUGAGCCAGGGCCUUCCUUGUCUAUGUAAAAGAAGCAAGAUAAUUUUUGAAGUCUCCAUCCCACUCCUGCACCCCGAUCUUUAAUCGCUUCCAGCUAAAAGCUUACCUGACAAAGAUAUGUGGGUUACUCAAAACUAAUUAAUUCUGUGGGAGCAGUCCACACUGUCCAAAUCACACGCAGCAUCAGACCCACAAGACAAAACAAGGAGGAACCUGUUUAAGUAGAAAUAUUAAAAAAAACCCCAACAACCCUAACAGGAACAAUAUUUGACUAUGUGAAUACACAACAGAUUCACUGAGAGAAAGCACUGGUAGGUUUUGGCUCUUUUAGGGCU
Messenger RNA from Lepidothrix coronata (blue-crowned manakin), 5255 nucleotides. RefSeq names its product solute carrier family 5 member 8 (gene SLC5A8). The record is from RefSeq and is a predicted model, not a curated record. Gene Ontology annotation, cellular component: membrane. Gene Ontology annotation, molecular function: organic acid:sodium symporter activity. NCBI's taxonomy places the organism in Eukaryota, Metazoa, Chordata, Aves, Passeriformes, Pipridae. Bases 39 to 1856 code for a protein of 605 amino acids. The transcript has 15 exons. Gene Ontology annotation, biological process: sodium ion transport; propanoate transmembrane transport.